This is a messenger RNA of Linum tenue, 2196 nucleotides long. The record is from the annotation of a GenBank genome assembly. Lineage: Eukaryota; Viridiplantae; Streptophyta; Magnoliopsida; Malpighiales; Linaceae.
AUGUCGGAAAUAGUGGACAUCAUCAAGAUUCUAUGUUCAGAAUUGAACAUCAGAAGUGCGGUUCUUGGCAGCCUCUGCCUCCAGAUUUCCCUGAUUCUGGCUUCUCCCUCCAGGAGAUGGACAAGAUGCAGCAUUAUCAUCUUUUUCAUCUGGUUAGCUUAUGUGGUGGCUGAUAUGGUCGCAAUAUACGCCAUCGGGCUCAUCUCCAAGACCCACCACGGAAAUCAGUCUGAUGAUAGCGGUGAUGCUUCCUCUUCUUCUCCUUCCCCAGAGCUCCUCUCGUUUUGGGCUCCUUUCCUUUUGGUGCACUUGGGCGGUCCUGAUACCAUCACCGCUUUCUCUCUGGAGGAUAAUCAGCUGUGGCGCAGGCACUUAACCACAUUCUUCAUGCAGGCCGGUACCAUUCUCUAUUUCUUCUACCUAUCACUCCCCAACAACAGGCUCAAGUUCCCCACUUCGCUCAUGUUUCUUUCUGGAUGUGUCAAGUACUUGGAGAGGACACGCUCCAUGUACUUGGCCAGCAAGAACAAGUUCAGAGACGACAUGAACAGAGAUGUCAGCCUACAGCCGGACCAUGACCAGACCGAAAAAUAUGCUAAGAAAUGGCAAAAGAUAGUGGACCACCCAGAGGUAAUAGCAGCAAGAACAGUGCGGCAGCAAGAAGAGCAGGAGGAGCCUCUGUUGAGCGAGUUGGAUGUACUGAAAAGGGCUGGCGGGCUGUUGGAAAUCGAACAGGCACUGUUGGCAGACAUGAUUCUAGGACUUCCCAUUCGAGAUUCCAGCCGCAAGCUCUUUGAGGGUGUAUCAGCACGAGACGCGCUACGGGUGUUAGAGGUGGAACUCGGCUUCACUUACCGUGUCCUCUACACCAAGUUUCAAAUUGUACGCUCAGCUUGGGGCAGGAUCGCUCGUGUUCUAGCUGUAGCCGCGGUCCUGCUGGCACUCUCCUCCUUCCAUCUCAACUAUGGUUCAGAUUUCGAUGACAUUGAUGUUACAAUCACGUAUACCUUGCUGUUCGGUGCAUUAGCGUUGGAGGCGCUGGCCAUCCUCAAGUCAAGUCUCUUUGAUCCCACAACUGGUGCUGCUACGACUUUCAGGGCUUGGUGGAGAAAACAUGUGGUGGCAGGUUGCUGUGAGCCUUUCUUCUGGGCUUGGUUGAGAAAGCUUGCGGUGGUCGUUUUCUACAAGCCUUUCCUCCAUCUUACGGGAAGACCCGAGGAGGCUACACCACCAGAAGGAAGACCUGUGAUUUCGGAUGAGUGGUGUGGCUCUGUAUCUGGUUUCAACUUGAUGACUUAUAGCCUCAGACGCUACGAGAUUGGGUCUUACCUUCCGCGUCUGGUGCAAGACCAGUGGCUGUUCAAGUCAAGCAAGCCGCUGAGGGAGGACCUCUGGGAAUUCAUCUACCUUGAGCUGAAGGAGAAAUCAAACAAGUAUGUCACCACCAAAGAUCUGGACAGCGUGAGGAAGGCGUGUUCCGUCAGAGGGGAAGGUGUCAUGGAGAAAUAUGGCCUGGACAAGGGCUGCAUUGAUCUAAUGCCUUCCGUUGUCAACAUUCCUUACGACGAGAGCCUCCUGUUAUGGCACGUAGCCACAGAGCUCUUGUACAACAAUGCUAGUGAUGAAAGCCAAGGCAGAGAACCCGAGUACAAGGAGUUCAGCAAGACCUUAUCCGACUACUUGUUGUAUCUUCUCGUCAUGCAACCUGCAAUGAUGUCAACCGUGUCAGGGUUUGGCAAGGUGAGGUUCGAGGACACUUGUUCGAAGGUCAGAAAGUUGUUUGGCGAAUGGGGCGUGGGGAGUAACCAGAUCAGGAGUGCUUACAAGAAACUCCUGAAUGCAAAGCCAGAGUUUGGUGCUCCCGCAGCAUCAUCAAAGGGUAGUGACAGCAACAAGGAGAAUGUUGUGUUGUUCACAGCUAGCAGGUUGGCGAAAGAGCUCCAGAAACUGGGCACGGAGAAAUGGGAAGUGGUCGGGAAAGUGUGGGUGGAGCUGCUGUCGUAUGCUGCAAUCAACUGUGACAAGACUGCCCAUGCCCAGCAACUGAGCAAAGGAGGAGAGCUCAUCACCUUUGUAUGGCUGAUGAUGGCUCACCUUGGCUUGUCUGUGCAGUUCCAGGAAGAUGCAUAUGUGUGGGAGCCCAAAGGAGACUUGUUUGACGUUGAAAAAGAAGCAGAAUUAGCUAAUAGACCAUAG